Molecule: messenger RNA, 1564 nt
Organism: Diospyros lotus (date-plum)
Lineage: Eukaryota; Viridiplantae; Streptophyta; Magnoliopsida; Ericales; Ebenaceae
Product: isocitrate dehydrogenase [NAD] regulatory subunit 1, mitochondrial
Exons: 4
Coding region: 103-1242 (379 amino acids)
Biological process (GO): isocitrate metabolic process; tricarboxylic acid cycle
Cellular component (GO): mitochondrion
Molecular function (GO): isocitrate dehydrogenase (NAD+) activity
Source: RefSeq, a predicted model, not a curated record
CAUCAAUUACCCGGUUUUGAUGGGGUUCGGUAAGAUUCUUCUCGCUUUCUGUCUUCAACACUUCGCGAAGGGCAAAAUCAACGGAUUCAAGUCACGUCGUCGAUGGCCCGACGAAGCCUCCCAGUCCUCAAACAGCUAUGCGCUCGCUCGGCGUCUUCUGACCUUUUUCCCAACCUUCUCAGAUUAGGGUUGGCUUCUGGUUCAGCCCGACCCGUCACCUACAUGCCCCGCCCCGGCGACGGCGCUCCGCGUGCCGUCACCCUAAUUCCCGGUGACGGAAUCGGGCCUCUGGUGACGGGUGCGGUGGAACAGGUGAUGGAGGCAAUGCACGCGCCGGUCUACUUCGAGCGCUACGACGUCCACGGCGACAUGAAGAGCGUGCCGCCGGAGGUAAUCGAGUCUAUUCGCAAGAAUAAGGUGUGCUUGAAGGGAGGCCUCCGGACUCCCGUCGGCGGUGGGGUGAGUUCUCUCAACGUUCAGCUCAGAAAAGAGCUCGAUCUCUACGCUUCCCUUGUCAAUUGCUUCAACUUGCCCGGUCUUCCUACUCGCCACGAGAACGUUGAUAUUGUGGUCGUUAGGGAGAACACGGAGGGCGAGUACUCCGGCCUCGAGCACGAAGUCGUCCCCGGCGUCGUCGAAAGCCUUAAGGUGAUGACAAAGUUCUGUUCAGAACGUAUUGCCAAAUAUGCCUUUGAGUAUGCAUACCUUAACAAUAGGAAGAAAGUGACAGCAGUGCAUAAAGCCAACAUUAUGAAACUAGCUGAUGGUCUAUUUUUGGAAUCCUGCCGGGAGGUUGCAAGCAAGUAUCCCAGUAUCAAGUAUAAUGAGAUUAUCGUAGACAACUGUUGCAUGCAACUCGUUUCAAAGCCUGAGCAAUUUGAUGUUAUGGUGACGCCUAAUCUUUAUGGCAAUCUAGUGGCCAAUACAGCCGCCGGUAUUGCUGGAGGCACGGGUGUCAUGCCAGGAGGUAAUGUUGGAGCAGAUCAUGCAGUGUUUGAGCAAGGGGCGUCGGCAGGAAAUGUGGGGAAGGAGAAGAUAGUGGAACAAAAGAAGGCCAACCCGGUUGCUCUACUUCUGUCAUCUGCUAUGAUGCUGAGACAUCUCCAGUUUCCUUCGUUUGCGGAUCGGCUGGAGACUGCAGUGAAACGGGUGAUCCGGGAGGGCAGAUGCCGGACCAAAGAUCUUGGCGGGGACAGCACCACACAAGAGGUUGUUGAUGCUGUGAUCGCCAAUCUCGACUGACUGCCUGCCUGACUCACUGACUCACUGAUUCUGCUUGCUUGCUUAAAAUGACUACUACUACUAACAACCACCACUCUAAUACGUACUGCUUACUAGUCACUUGCUGACUCUUGUCUUGUGAGACAAAUGUGGUAAGAUAAUAAUUAAUUUCGUUUCUCCCAUCCCAUACGAUUUAGUAUUGUCAUAUCAGAGAAUUAGAAUGUGAUAUUCUUUCUUCCCAGUUUUACAAAUUAAUAUCACCGUUUGAGUUGUGAUAUUAAUAAUUCAAUAAUAAUAAGGCCUGCCCUCUGACUCAAGAGUUUGGUGGGUCCCACUCUCUCUC